AUGGAGGAUGAGCUGAGGAAAACUGUAGGGGGGCACAUGCGACGAGUGAGAGGAGGAGAGGAGGAGAGCAGAGAAGCUUCCGAGCGAGAGUUCAAGGCUGCCUGCUCCACCCUCAAGAGGUUCGUCAAGGAUGGCCCUUCCACUGCUGGCCCCUUGGCGUUCGGGGUCCUCCUUCGCCACCUUCGGUGCUCCAACUGCAAGGAGCGUUACUACGCCUUCAAGUUGACAGACUUUGUGUUCUGCAGGUCAGCGUCUUUUCGAAACUGUGUAGUAGAGAAUCUAGAUGAAAUUUUAUUGCUGGGAACCGGGCUGAAGUCAGAUAAGCCUCUCCCCCCUCCAGUUCGAUACGCUAAGCUGUUACGGGAUGAAUUUAGAUCUAUGCUCAAGUCCUGGGCUACUGAGCAUGGCGCCAAAUAUAAGAGUCUGAACCUGGGCUUGAGUUAUGUGACAAGAUCGACAGGUUCUGAGCCAUCUAGAAACAAUCACAUCAAUGAGCAGGUGAUAUCUCGAUUGGAUGAAGUUCAAAGAAGAGAGCUCUCAAAAGCUGCAAGGAAGACACUGCAAAUCAGCUCUAAGCACACUGGGUCAAUGCGCACUUACGUCCUCUCGUUUCGAAGGCGCCUCGAAGACUCUCUGGACUUUCCAGUAUUCUCGAUGCUAGAGGAGAACGCCGCAGAGCAGCAAGCAGAACGUGAGAGCGAGGAAAAGGCUUGCAACCCUGAACAACCGAUGAGCUUCGACGAUCUCGUUGAUGACGAUAGUGACAAUGAGCAUUCUGAGGAGGAGAACGUCGAGCAGUUUGCGAGAGAUUUCGGGCUGCCAGCAGCAAACUAUUCCAUCAACGUUUCUGUUGGUGGAAGCUCGGAAGUAAUGAAGAAGAGAAUGACGGACACUGAUCGAACUCGAUUCCAGAAUGAGCUCAGAUCCAUCGGCAAACAUCUGAAUCAAUUGUCUGAGUGGGAGCAGCGAAUAAAUGAAGCAGUCACAAGGAGAACGUUAUCCGAUGAUCAGCUGCAUGCGUAUCAGGACAUACAGAAGCUAAAGGAUCUCUGUCAAGAAACCUUGACCAGGUGUCAGCAAGUGGGUUUGCAUCACGAGGCUUUCGAACAGAAUCUAUCAGAUUCAGAAUGCGAGAUGGAGGAAGUGAACAUUUUUCCUGCCUCGCAUGUCUCACCGGGAACUCAAGAGCCGUCGGAUGUGGCAGGUGAGGUGCACAAGCUUCAACAGACAAUCGUUGGUCAUCAGGAGAAGAGACGGAAAACAGGGGCAGGAGUUGUGGGCAAGACCCGAUAG
Messenger RNA from Guillardia theta CCMP2712, 1293 nucleotides. RefSeq lists its product as hypothetical. Lineage: Eukaryota; Cryptophyceae; Pyrenomonadales; Geminigeraceae. The coding region runs from base 1 to 1293 and encodes 430 amino acids. The transcript is spliced from 2 exons. The record is from RefSeq and is a predicted model, not a curated record. Gene Ontology annotation, biological process: transcription-coupled nucleotide-excision repair; response to UV. Gene Ontology annotation, molecular function: RNA polymerase II complex binding. Gene Ontology annotation, cellular component: chromosome.